Messenger RNA from Durio zibethinus, 2722 nucleotides. RefSeq names its product transcription factor EMB1444-like. Gene Ontology annotation, molecular function: protein dimerization activity; DNA-binding transcription factor activity. The record is from RefSeq and is a predicted model, not a curated record. NCBI's taxonomy places the organism in Eukaryota, Viridiplantae, Streptophyta, Magnoliopsida, Malvales, Malvaceae. Gene Ontology annotation, biological process: regulation of DNA-templated transcription.
CCGUUUAGGAACGUGAAAGCGUGGAAAAGCUAAUUUCUCUCUCUCAACUUUGAUUCUUCUUUUCGGUUCAUAUUCUGUUUCUACGAUUUGGAUUAAGACCAACCUGUAGCAAACAUAAAAAGAGUUUUAUUCAUGGAAUCCAACGAAUUUGAACAUCUAUUUCUUCUCUGAUCCCCUUCUUACAAGGUCACUCUUUUUCAUCGAUUCUUAUUACCCAAACCUUUCAACUUGUUUUAGCUUCCAUUUUUAAGUUUUCAAGCUCCAACUUUUACUUAGAAAGUUUGGGUUUUUAAUGGACUGUUCAUUUGAAGUUGCUAAAAUGGAGAUGGGUUUGGAGUUUUAUGUUUUUUAAUUGUUUGUAGUGAGAGAAAAGCUUGUUUUGUUUGGUGAGAAAAGAAGUGUUUUUUUGUGUUUAAUUUCUUCUUUUAGCAAGAUGCUGGUUUAUUCAAAGUGGCCACCGAUCAAACGAAGGGCAGGAUUGAGAAUAAAACAGGCAGGUCGAGGGUCAUAUCGUGGAAGCUAGAGGAAGGCUAAAUUUUUAGUGUAGUGAGUAUUUGGUUUUAGAGUGUUACAAAAAUCUGCGUUUUCCUUUUAGUUGAAAAUUUUGAAGAAAAAUGGCUACUACUGCUUUAAGGCAGUUGUUGAAGAGUUUUUGCACCAAUUCACCUUGGAAAUAUGCUGUGCUUUGGGAGCUUAGGCACCGGAGCCCCAUGAGUUUGACCCGGGAAGAUGGGUAUAGUGUUUAUCCAAUACCAGGAGAAUCUGUGGAAAGUAUCUCGAGUGAUGUUUACUCUAACAGUGAGAUUAUCCCAUCACACUUUGAAACAAGCAACCAUGACGGUUGCUACGGACGAUACCCAAUUGGCCUAGUGGUUUCUCAUAUGUCACAUCUGAAGUACGCAUGGGGAGAGGGGGUUGUCGGUAGAGUGGCAUAUACAGGGAAGCAUUGCUGGAUUUCCUAUGAUGAUACUUUCACUGUUAAAGCUAAUUCGAAGUUAGUUCCUGAGUGUCCGGAGGAAUGGCUACUUCAGUUCGCGUCAGGAAUCAAGACAAUUGUGCUGAUACCUGUGCUUCCACAUGGAGUUCUGCAACUUGGUUCAUUGGAGAUGGUUGCUGAAGAUUUGUCGAUUCCGGCAUACAUCAAAGAUAGAUUUGCCUGCAAGAACAUUGACGUCCAGUUACCAUCAUUGCCAAUAUCAAGUCUUCUGGAGAAAUUAGAAGAGUCUUCAAGUGCAUCCAUUAGCCUACUGAACUCUGACGAUUCAAAUGCUGUCGACAGUUUCAAGCCCAAUAAGUUGUUAGCUUUAGAUCAGAUUGUGCCACUGUUAAGUUUUCAAAAUGCAUUUCAGGUUCCUGUAAUAGAUCUGCCUGAGAUUCUUGAAAGUGAAUGUGAAAAUAGGAUCACUGUUCCACCAGUUAGCCUCAGUGAUGUAUCAUCACUGCCAAGCCAAUCUAUAAGCUCCGACCAGCUGGCAAUGGGGGAGAGUGAAUUGUUUCGUUUGUCUUGUCUUAAGGAGGAAAUGCAAGCGUAUCCUGAAUGUAAUGCUUACACUGUGGGAGAGUGUGGAGAAAUCUUAGAUGGAGUUACAAAUCCUUAUCCUGGAAGAGAUUUACUGGAAACACCUUUUGGAGACUAUAACAUUAAUGAUGUCAGUUUCUUUAGCUUUCCCAAAGAUUGCGAAUUGCACAAAGCACUUGGACCAGCUUUUCAAAGACCUAGCAAUGAAUAUUUGUGGGAGUCAUCUUUUUUGAGUGAAGAUGCAUUUAGAUAUCUCUUUGAUGGUGUUGAGCCCUCAUUGUCUGCCAAAGGAGGUGAUCCAGAGUAUCCUUUGCAAGCUGUGGUUGGCCAUGUAUAUGAUGGUUCUGUUGGUAUUGCUAAUAGAUCCAAUCAUGUCAUGACAUCUACUGGACAACUUCCUGUGUCUUCUCGACCUCAAAGUGUGAAGAGUGAUUCAACUCCAUUAAGCAGACUUACAUCUGCAAUUGUUGGUGGGGCCAAAAAUAAUUCUAGUUGUAAAAUUUCAACUUCUUUCCAGAGUACAAUAAGCACAUUAACUGAUAAUAAGAAUCUGGGAAAAGAUGGCUACUACACACAACCCAGAAAGGGACAAAAGCAGUCCAGUGUCAGCAAAAGAAGGGCUAGACCUGGUGAUAACCCAAGGCCAAGGCCAAGGGAUAGACAGAUGAUCCAGGAUCGGCUUAAGGAGCUUCGACAACUUGUUCCAAAUGGUGCUAAGUAUAGCAUUGAUGCUCUCUUGGACCAAACCAUUAAACACAUGCUGUAUUUGAAGAGUGUGACCAACCAAGCUGAGAAAGUGAGGCAAUGGGUGCAUCGUGAGGUGACUGGUCGCAAGAAUAUGAGAUCAUCUGAAACCAAAGAUCGUUACCAAAUUGGUACAAGCUGGGCCUUUGAGAUUGGAGAUGAACUGACAAUAUGCCCCAUUGUUGUGGAAGAUCUUGCACAUCCAGGCCACUUACUCAUAGAGAUGCUUUGCAAUGAGCAUGGUCUGUUUCUAGAGAUUGCUCAGGUGAUCCGAAGUUUUAAUUUAACAAUCUUGGAGGGUGUGAUGGAGAGCUGUUCAAAUAAUACAUGGGCUCAUUUCAUUGUCGAGGCUUCUAGGGGCUUUCACAGACUGGAUAUCUUCUGGCCUCUAAUGCAGCUUUUGCAGCGUCAAAGGAAUACUAUUUCAAGCAAGAUUUAAUUCAAUAAUGAAAAACUCAC